ACAUAUAAUCAAAGGUUUUUUAGACACAUACCUAGAUUUUUUCUUAAUAGUAAAAAUAUUAUUUUUGUUGAAAGAGUACAAGAGAUGAUUGCCGUGGUUGCACCCGAACACGAGAAUAUACGUCUCGCCAUUGAAAUGAUUCUUCCCCAACGUGAUAUACAAACAUCUUCAUUUCUUAGAGUUUCAGGGGCUGGUAUGUCAAUUGCAGUUCAUGUUAACAAUCAAUGGCACAUUGUAAGGAUCUCUGCUGGUUUCUUCGAACACUUCGAUGCCCGUACUACAACAGGAAGGACAGUGGGAGUGGAUAUCUUCCAAUUUUAUGAUUUUCUAGCUCCUCACUUGAAACGUAAUUCGCGUUUCACCAUCAUAGUUGAGAAUGAAGGAUCUACUUCGGAUCGCAUCAGGAUGAUUGGCAUGGUUGGGAACGGACACAAGACUUUAAGUCGCGCCAUUGAAAUGAUUCUUCCCCCAAAUAAUAUACAAACAUCUUCAUUUCUCAGAGUUUCAGGGGCUGGUUUGUCGAUUGCAGCUCAUGUUAACAAUCAAUGGCACAUUGUAAGGAUCUCUGCUGGUUUCUUCGAAUACUUCGAUGCCCGUACUACAACAGGAAGGACAGUGGGAGUGGAUAUCUUCCAAUUUUAUGAUUUACUAGCUCCUCACUUGAAACGUAAUUCGCGUUUCACCAUCAUAGUUGAGAAUGAAGGAUCUACUUCGGAUCGCAUCAGGGUAAGGUAUCAAGGUAAGCAGCAUUUUUGUGGAAUUCAUAUGCUUGCUAUGUGUGCGUAGGUUCUUCUCAAUGUUGAGUGAUACGUAGCAUUUAUAUUCUAUAAGAAGUUAGUACGUUUUAAUAGCCAGUGGAGAAUUAACACUACAAGCAGAUGUAUCUAUAGUGAUGAAAGUUUUCCAUCAGUAUACACCCUUUUUCUGUCAGUAUAGACCCCCAGGGACUAUUCCGAUGGAAGAGCUUUCCGUUGGGGCAUCCUCGUCACUAUGGGGUAUAUACCGACGGGCUAAUCCGUGGAUAUAAACCAUGGGAUCUAUU
This is a messenger RNA of Rubroshorea leprosula, 1042 nucleotides long. The record is from the annotation of a GenBank genome assembly. Lineage: Eukaryota; Viridiplantae; Streptophyta; Magnoliopsida; Malvales; Dipterocarpaceae.